Molecule: messenger RNA, 318 nt
Organism: Aspergillus pseudotamarii
Lineage: Eukaryota; Fungi; Ascomycota; Eurotiomycetes; Eurotiales; Aspergillaceae
Exons: 2
Coding region: 1-318 (105 amino acids)
Source: RefSeq, a predicted model, not a curated record
AUGGCGAAUACCAAGACCUAUACCGUUUCCCCCGGUGAUCAGGUUGGCUUUGCCGUGAACAUCGAACUGGGUCACCCUGUUCCAACGAGCUAUGUUGCUCCUGGGCCUGGGACAUGGCCUCGUAACUGUGAGGAUGGAACACCUAAUCUUGUCGGCCAGACUGCCGUAUACACUAACAAAGUUUUCGCAUUUCUGGCUAUCCACCGGGAGCAAGCGACAAGCAUUCUCCAUUUUCUCCAUGAUCUGCGCGGCGUCGCCCUCAAGUGCCACAAUUGGUUCGACGACCAGUUGACAAAUGUCACAUCCGGCGUCUCGUAA